Dreissena polymorpha is the source of this 11771-nucleotide messenger RNA. RefSeq names its product protein-L-isoaspartate O-methyltransferase domain-containing protein 2-like. Bases 242 to 2146 code for a protein of 634 amino acids. The transcript has 5 exons. The record is from RefSeq and is a predicted model, not a curated record. Gene Ontology annotation, biological process: protein modification process. NCBI's taxonomy places the organism in Eukaryota, Metazoa, Mollusca, Bivalvia, Myida, Dreissenidae. Gene Ontology annotation, molecular function: protein-L-isoaspartate (D-aspartate) O-methyltransferase activity. Gene Ontology annotation, cellular component: cytoplasm.
UCAUAAUUCGGAAUCGUUUUGUUAUUUCCGUCAUAAAACUUUGUUUUGGUUUGCGAGAUCUGUCAAAAUAAACACAAACGCAAAUUUCUUAUAAAAGCUGUGUCACACAUAACAGCUCUGAGAAGUAGCACAACUUGGAUAUUGCGUGCUACUUAAUGCUAAAAAAAUGACAACAUAAAAACAGUAGCUGAAUAAGCUACACAAGUCACUUCCUUUGCACCAGCAAUAACACUUUACCAAAAUGGGAGGUGCAGUGUCUACUGGCAGGGACAAUGAUGAACUGGUGGAUAACCUCAAAGAUGCCGAAUAUAUAAAAUCACAAUUAGUGGAGGAUGUAUUCCGGGCAGUAGACCGGGCAGACUACUAUCUCCCGGGACAUAAAGAGGCCGCUUACAAAGACCUGGCUUGGAGACAUGACCACUUGCACUUGUCCGCUCCUUGUAUAUACUCAGAAGUCAUGGAAGCCUUACAGUUGAAGCCUGGUUUAUCAUUUCUAAACUUGGGUAGCGGUCUUGGCUAUCUGAGCACCAUGGUUGGGCUGAUUCUAGGCCCAUAUGGAGUAAACCAUGGAGUUGAGCAGUUUGAGGAUGUUGUUCAGUACGCAGAGGAGCGGCUUUCAGAAUUCUUGAAGAGGAGUCCAGCAGUUGAUAAGUUUGAGUUCUGUAUGCCGAAGUUCAUCGUUGGAAACUGCCUCAAUCUGAACCCCGGGCACCUGUAUGACCGUGUGUAUGUAGGGGCCGGUUGUCCUCCAGAGCAUGAGAACUACAUGAAGAAUUUGUUGAAAGUUGGAGGCAUCUUGGUGAUGCCACUGAAUGACAGGUUGAUCCAGGCUAAAAGAGAAAGUGAAACAGAGUGGAGUGUAACCAACAAGUUACCUGUGUCCUUUGCCACACUUGCUUCCCCUCCGUUGGAGCCCCUGCCUGAUCUGAUUGACCUCCCUGAGGCACUUCAGCCAAACCUUCAGGAGCUCUGCCGUUGCACAGUACGCAGAGUUCUCAGAAGUAACAUCUACAAGAGGCAUCCAGACCUGACCAAAGUUCACAAGAGGAGGAAGAAGCAGAAGCCAGAGAAGAGGUCACAUGGGGCCAUGUCCAACAUGAGCAUCAUGCCGUUCAGCAUGGGAAUGAUGAUCUUGCAUCAGCUGGACAGGGACAGUGACAGCGAUAACAGCAUGCAGGAGCAUUACUUGUUGGAAGAAGAGGGAGAUGAAAGUCCUGAUCAUAGUAGGGAUCUUGACAGGGACUCUGGAGGUGAACCUGUAGAGAUUGAAAGUGAUGUUGAGGAAGAGGAGGCUAGGGAUAUAGCACAAGAUGCUACAUUUUCUACAGAUGAUGAGGGUGAUGUUCGGGAUAAGAAUGCUGCCUGUAAUAAUGAUGAUAAACAUUGGGGACAAGAACACAAGACUGUGGAUGAUAUAGCAUCUGGAGAGGUGAAUGAAACAAAUGGGAAACAAAUGUUGGAUAAUGGACCUAAAGAUGCAAAAGAUGAUGGUUCGGAGAAGGAUGAUGAAAAGCACAGUGAUUAUGCAAGUGAUGAGGAGCAUGAUAAUGUUGAUAAUGAUGUGAUACAGGAAGUAAAAGAGGCAAACAGAGUUGCUAGCAAGAACAAUGAACAAAAUGGACACACUGAUGCCAAAAUGUUUAGGAUAAAUGACUUCAUAUCAAAUGUGGUAUCUUCCUCCAAUAAUUGCAUGCCAGGACCAAGUGAAGAUGUAACCCCACCUGACGCUGAUUGGUCCGAUAACAGUGAUGAAGGAGAAGACAGACAAUACAACGUGGAGGAAUUCAUAAAACAGGGAGCCAGAUCUACAGCUCCUAAGCAAAGGUAUUCCUCUACAACCAGUGUGGAUACUUCCACUACUAGUGGGAUUGGUUCAUUUGUUGAAGAACAUUUUGACUUGGAAAUGGGGGGUAGGUCCUUUGGGGAAAAGACCUCCUGCUUGUUUAGCCCAGUAGAAGAGCCUCACAGUUCGAGGCAACGUCGCCGUGGUAACAUGGAUAUCGAGGAAGAUCUAGAGGAAGACGGUCAAGAAGAAGAUGUCAGUGAGCCGAUACGCGCCUCUCUGACGGACUUCAUGAGGGAAGAUAUUGACACCUUACCUCUGCCUCUUGCAAUGAAGUCCUUCCUGAAAUACUACAGACACUAAGUAGAAAUCUUAUCUGUACAGUUUUACAAUGAAAACCAUGAAUGUCUCCUUGUUUAAAAUUUCCCAUUGGUGUUUCUAUUUUAAUUAGAAUUUAUUUUGCCUGGGACUAGUCUUCUGAUGAUGAUUCUUCGGUGAUUGUUAAGUUAGUAUUAUUUCAAACUUCAUAUUAUGACUUACGCAUUUAAAAAAUUACCUUAAAAAGUCUGACUCAUAAGAUUACAUUAAUUUAACAUCUUUGUGGAUAUUAUUUUUUUAGCUCACCUGUCACGAAGUGACAUGGUGAGCUUAUGUGACCGUGUGAUGUCCGGCAUCCGUAUGUGUGUGCGUGCGUCCGUCAACAAUUUGUUUGUGUAGACAAUAGAGGUCACAGUUUUCAUCCAAUCUUUAUGAAAUUUGGUCAGAAUGUUUAUCUUGAUGAAAUCUGGGUUGGGAUAGUAUUUGGGUCAUCUAGGGUAAAAAACUAGGUCACUAGGUCAAAAACUAGGUCACAUAAUUGGUCAAAUAAUAGAAAAACCUUGUGUAGACAAUAGAGGUCGCAGUUUUCAUCCAAUCUUUAUGAAAUUUGGUCAGAAUGUUUAUCUCGAUGUAAUCUGGGUUGGGAAAGUAUUUGGGUCAUCUUGGGUCAAAAACUAGGUCACUAGGUCAAAAACUAGGUCAAAUAAUAGAAAAACCUUGUGUAGACAUUAGAAGUCGCAGUUUUCAUCCAAUCUUUAUGAAAUUUGGUCAGAAUGUUUAUCUUGAUGAAAUCUGGGUUGGGAUUGUAUUUGGGUCAUCUGAGGUAAAAAACUAGGUCACUAGGUCAAAUAAUAGAAAAAACGUCAACAAUUUGUUUGUGUAGACAGUAGAGGUCACAGUUUUCAUCCAAUCUUUAUGAAAUUUGGUCAGAAUGUUUAUCUUUAGGAAAUCUGGGUUGGGAUUGUAUUUGGGUCAUCUGGGGUCAAAAACUAGGUCACUAGGUAAAAAACUAGGUCACGAGGUCAAAAACUAGGUCACUAGGUCAAGUAAUAGAAAAACCUUGUAUAGACAAUAAAGGUCACAGUUUUCAUCCAAUUUUUAUGAAAUUUGGUCAGAAUGUUUAUCUUGAUGAAAUCUGGGUUGGGAUUGUAUUUGGGUCAUCUGGGGUCAAAAACAAGGUCACUAGGUCAAAUAAAAAAAACAACCUUGUGUAGACAAUAGAGGUCACAGUUUUCAUCCAAUCUUUAUAAAAUUUGACCAGAAUGUUUUAUCUUGAUGAAAUCUGGAUUGGGAUUGUAUUUGGGUCACCUGGGGUCAAAAACUAGGUCACUAGGUCAAAUAAUAGAAAAACCUUGUGUAGACAAUAGAGGUCACAGUUUUCAUCUAAUCUUUAUGAAAUUUGGUCAGAAUGUUUAUCUUGAUGAAAUCUGGGUUGGGAUUGUAUUUGGUUAGUCAGGUGAGCGAUUCAGGGCCAUCAUGGCCCUCUUGUUUAGUAAUUUUUGCCUGAAUGCUUAGAACAUUUUCUGUAGAUGUGAACUUUCACUUUGUUAAGUUUGGUAAACUUGUCACAUGGUAUGUAGAAAACUUUUACAUUAAUUUCACAAUUAUGUUACACAUAUCAGUUACCCACAAAUAUCAUUAUUUAUCAUGCUCUGUAUGACAUUUGAAAGUCACAUGUGGAAUGUAUCAGUAUCACAAGACCUGAACAAAAUUUGACAUUGGUAUUUUCUUCGGAUACAAUUCUUUUGCUUUACUUUAAAAAGCAUUUGUUUAUCAUACAAUUGAAAAAAAAGACACUGUAAAUAUUUAUGUUUCAAUUUAUUUACUUUAAGUAUGCUUAAAUUGGUUUAAUUUAUUACUGGUAUUUGAGUACAGAUAUCUGCACUUUUUAUUGUAUGCAAUAUUAAAAUACAUGCACUUCCAAGUACAGGGACCUUGUAUGGUUAAAAAUGUGUUGCAUAUAGUUAGUAAAUGAGUUCAGCUUUUUAUGCCCCCCGUAGGGUGGCAUAUAGCAGUUGAACUGUCCAUCAGUCAGUAUGCCAGUAUGUCAGUCAGUCUGUCCGUCCGUUCGAAAAAAACUUUAACAUUGGCCAUAACAUUUUCACUAUUGAAGAAAGCAACUUGAUGUUUGGCAUGCAUGUGUAUCUCAUGGAGCUGAACAUUUUGAGUGGUGAAAGGUGAAGGUCAAGGUCAUCCUUCAAGGUCAAAUGUCAAAUAUAUGGCGUCUGUCCAUCCGAAAACUUUAACAUUGGCCAUAACUUUUUCAAUAUUGAAGAUAGCAACUUGAUAUUUGGCAUGCAUGUGCAUCUCACGGAGCUGCACAUUUUGAGUGGUGAAAGGUGAAGGUCAAGGUCAUCCUUCAAGAUCAAAUGUCCAAUAUAUGGCGUCUGUCCGUCCGUCCAAAAACUUUAACAUUGGACAUAACUUUUUCACAAUUGAAGAUAGCAACUUGAUAUUUGGCAUGCAUGUGUAUCUCAUGGAGCUGAACAUUUUGAGUGGUGAAAGGUGAAGGUCAAGGUCAUCCUUUAAGGUCAAAUGUCAAAUAUAUGGCGUCUGUCCGUCCGAAAACUUUAACAUUGGCCAUAACUUUUUCAAUAUUGAAGAUAGCAACUUGAUAUUUGGCAUGCAUGUGUAUCUCAUGAAGCUGCACAUUUUGAGUGGUGGAAGUUCAAGGUCAAGGUCAUCCUUCAAGGUCAAAGGUCAACAACAACAACAAAAUAUUUUUCAAAGCGGCAUUCUCAUGAAGCUGCACGUUUUGAGUGGUGGAAGUUCAAGGUCAAGGUGAUCCUUCAAGGUCAAAGGUAAAAAAAAAUAAUUCAAAAUUCAAAACGGCGUUCUCAUGAAGCUGCACAUUUUGAGUGGUGGAAGUUCAAGGUCAAGGCCAUCCUUCAAGGUCAAAGGUCAAAAAAAAAAUCAAAGCGGCGCAAUAGGGGGCAUUGUGUUUCUGACGAACAUAUCUCUUGUUAUUAUUGUAUAUUAUGGCAAAUGUUUGAUGGCAUAUAAUAUUGGGAUCUUGCUUUUUUAUGGUCACAAUUUAUAUUGUGAUCAUUAAUAUUGUUCAAUCUAUCACAAAGAAACUUUUGGUAUUUGACUACGACUGCUAUAUACCACGAUUUAUCGCUUAGCUUUAACGCUUUAAAGAGGUCCAUGUUUUGCUGCAUUCAACAAAAGAUAUAGGGCUCCAUUUGUAUUUUCUACAUGAAAGUAAUUUUCCCUGAUAUGCCAUGCAUAUUUCAUUUGUAUGGGUGUGAUAAAUAAGUACUAUUUGCCUAAUAUUUGCCUACAUCAACGAUCUCUUUGCUCUAUCAUUAAAUGUAAAUGCAUUGUGUUUCAAGAACUGAGUUUUUAUUUAUUCUUUAUAUUAUCUGGUACUAAUGUAAACUUCAGAAUCUAUUACAAUUUACAAAUAAUGAUGUUAUAAUCACUACGUAAUACUUUCUUUUUCAAUUUAAAUAUAAGACUGUUUAUAUGCUGCCAUAAUUUAGACAAUGUGAUUCUUAAGGUGUUUAAUGAGAUUAUGAGAAUAUUAAAAAAGAUGGUGUAUUGGGAGGGACAGAGAAUAAGAUUCUGUGAAAAUCUUAACAACAUAUCUAUAUGAACAGAAAUAAAAAUAAUUUUGCGGUUGAACAUUCAAAGUUGUGUGUCUCAAUUACACAUACCUCAUACACAUAUCUUGGUUCACCAAAUGAUUACAAGAGACUGAACAAUUCUUUGCAUGAAAAAAUCCAUAUAUGCACAAACAUGUUUUUAGCUCCACUGGCCAAAGGCCAGCGGGGCUUAUGUCAUGGUCCUGUGUCCGUCGUGUGUGCGUCCGUACGUGCGUCCGUGGGUGCGUGCGUUAACUUUUUCUUUAAACAUCUUCUUCUCCUAAACUACUCGUCCAAAUCUGAUGAAAUUUCUCAGGAAUGUUCCUGUGGUGAACCUCUUUCAAAUUUGUUCAAAUUAUGCCCCUGGGGUCAAAUUUGACCCUGCCCCGGGGGGUCAAAAAAUUGAAAAUUUGCGUAUAUAAGGCCUAUUUUGUGCAAACUUUAAAAAAAUUCUUGUCCAUAACCAUUAGGCCUAGGGCUACCAAAUUUGGUAUGUAUUGACAUCUUAUAGUCCUCUACCAAGUUUGUUCAAAUUAUGCCCCUGGGGUCAAAUUUGACCCUGCCCCGGGGGGUCAAAAAAUUGAAAAUUUGCUUUGAAAGGCCUAUUUUGUGCAAACUUUAAAAAUCUUCUUGUCCGUAACCAUUGGGCCUAGGGUUACCAAAUUUGCUAUGUAGUGACAUCUUAUAGUCCUCUACCAAGUUUGUUCAAAUUAUGCCCCUGGGGUUAAAUUUUACCCUGCCCCGGGGGGUCAAAACAUUGAAAAUUUGCUUAUAUAAGGCCUAUUUGUGCAAACUUUAAAAAUCUUUUUGUCCAUAACCGUAUGGCAUAGGGCUACCAAAUUUGCCAUGUAGUGACAUCUUAUAGUCCUCUACCAAGUUUGUUCAAAUUAUGCCCCUGGUGUCAAAUUUGACCCUGCCCCGGGGGGUUAAAAAAUUGAAAAUUUGCUUAUAUAAGGCCUAUUUUGUUCAAACUUUAAAAAUCUUCUUGUCCAUAACCAUUGGGCCUAGGGCUACCAAAUUUGCUAUGUAGUGACAUCUUAUAGUCCUCUACCAAGUUUGUUCAAAAUAUGCCUCUGGGGUUAAAUUUUACCCUGCCCCGGGGGGUCAAAACAUUGAAAAUUUGCUUAUAUAAGGCCUAUUUGUGCAAACUUUAAAAAUCUUCUUGUCCAUAACCGUAUGGCAUAGGGCUACCAAAUUUGGUAUGUACUGACAUCUUAUUGUCCUCUACCAAGUUUGUUCAAAUUAUGCCCCUGGGCUCAAAUUUGACCCUGCGCCGGGGGGUUAAAAAAUUGAAAAUUUGCUUAUAUAAGGCCUAUUUUGUGCAAACUUUAAAAUCUUCUUGUCCAUAACCAUUGGGCCUAGGGCUACCAAAUUUUGUAUGUAGUGACAUCUUAUAGUCCUCUAUCAAGUUUGUUCAAAUUAUGCCCCUGGGGUCUAAUUUGACCCUGCCCCGGGGGGGUCAAAAAAUCGAACAUUUGCUUAUAUAAGGCCUAUUUUGUGUAAACUUUAAAAAUCUUCUUGUCCAUAACCAUUGGGCCAAGGGCUACCAAAUUUGGUAUGUAGUGACAUCUUAUAGUCCUCUACCAAGUUUGUUCAAAUUAUGUCCCUGGGGUCAAAUUUGACCCUGCCCCGGGGGGUCAAAAAAUUGAAAAUUUGCUUAUAUAAGGCCUAUUUUGUGAAAACUUAAAAAAUCUUCUCGUCCAUAACCAUUUGGCCUAGGGCUACCAAAUUUGGUAUGUAGUGACAUCUAAUAUUCCCCUACCAAGUUUGUUCAAAUUAUGCCCCUGGGGUCAAAUUUGACCCUGCCCUGGGGGGUCAAAAAAUCGAAAAUUUGCUUAUAUAAGGCCUAUUUUGUGCAAACUUUAAAAAUCUUCUUGUCCAUAACCAUUGGGCCUAGGGCUACCAAAUUUGCAAUGUACUGACAUCUUAUAGUCCUCUACCAAGUUUGUUCAAAUUAUGCCCCUGGUGUCAAAUUUGACCCUGCCCCGGGGGGUUAAAAAAUUGAAAAUUUGCUUAUAUAAGGCCUAUUUUGUGCAAACUUUAAAAAUCUUCUUGUCCAUAACCAUUGGGCCUAGGGCUACCAAAUUUGGUAUGUAGUGACAUCUUAUAGUCCUCUACCAAGUUUGUUCAAAUUAUGCCCCUGGGGUCAAAUUUGACCCUGCCCCGGGGGUUAAAAAAUUGAAAAUUUGCUUAUAUAAGGCCUAUUUUGUGCAAACUUUAAAAAUCUUCUUGUCCAUAACCAUCGGGCCUAGGGCUACCAAAUUUUGUAUGUAGUGACAUCUUAUAGUCCUCUAUCAAGUUUGUUCAAAUUAUGCCUCUGGGGCCUAAUUUGACCCUGCCCCGGGGGGUCAAAAAAUUGAACAUUUGCUUAUAUAAGGCCUAUUUUGUGUAAACUUUAAAAAUCUUCUUGUCCAUAACCAUUGGGCCAAGGGCUACCAAAUUUGGUAUGUAGUGACAUCUUAUAGUCCUCUACCAAGUUUGUUCAAAUUAUGCCCCUGGGGUCAAAUUUGACCCUGCCCCGGGGGGUCAAAAAAUUGAAAAUUUGCUUAUAUAAGGCCUAUUUUGUGAAAACUUAAAAAAUCUUCUCGUCCAUAACCAUUGGGCCUAGGGCUACCAAAUUUGGUAUGUAGUGACAUUUAAUAGUCCUCUACCAAGUUUGUUCAAAUUAUGCCCCUGGGGUCAAAUUUGACCCUGCCCUGGGGGUCAAAAAAUCGAAAAUUUGCUUAUAUAAGGCCUAUUUUGUGCAAACUUUAAAAAUCUUCUUGUCCAUAACUGUAUGGCAUAGGGCUACCAAAUUUGGUAUGUAAUGACAUCUUAUAGUCCUCUACCAAGUUUGUUCAAAUUAAGCCCCUGGGAUAAAAUUUGACCGUUCCCCAGGGGUCACAAAAUUGAACAUAUGCUUAUAUUGGGCCCAUUUCGUGCAAACUAUAAAAAUCUUGUCCAUAACCAUUGUGCCUAUUUCUACCAAAUUCGGUAGGUAGUGACAUCUAAUAGUUCUCUACUUAGUUUGUUCAAAUUAUGCCCCUAGGAACAAAUUUGACCUUGCCCCAGGGGUCACAAAAAUGAUCAUAUGCUUAAAUAAGGCCUAUUUUGUGCAAACUUUAAAAAUCUUCUUGUUCUUAAUUAUAGAGCCUAGGGCUACUAAAUUUGGUAUGUAGUGAUAUCUAAUAGUCCUCUACCAAAUUUGUUCAAAUUAUUCCCCUGGGCUCAAAUUUGACCCGGCCCCGGGGGUCACAAAACUGAAUAUAUGACGUUUACCAGUGGAGAUUACUGCGGCCGUUUGGCUGUGACCAACAACAACAUCAACAUCUUGUCAACAUGAGAUAAAACCCUGUCAUUUAGUGCCAUUUUAGGUCAGAUGGUGACUGCUUACAAAGGCAUUGAAGUAAGAACAUGUGUUAUGAAUGUUUUUCUUAUAAACUGAAAAAAGUUGGGUUUUAUUUAAAUAUGUCGAAAGUGACCAUAUAUCCGGAUGAAAAUAUUUUGGAUGACAUGUUAAUUUCAUGUCUUUUUUGUAGUGUUAAAACCAGUUUAAUGAUAUAUUAUUGAUUUUAAAAACACAACUUCCAUGAACAUAAUUAUUUCAAGGAAAGUCAAUAUAUGAUACUGCACGGUAAACUCAAACUUUGUAUCCAAGAGAAGGUGUUGAAAUUAAUGGAGUGCAAUGUUCUUAACUAUCGUAUAUGCUGCUUUUUAAUAACUAAUGAUUCAUUGUUCCAUUUGUGAAUCGUGACUGAUCAUGAAUUGUUGAAAUGAUUGUCAAUUGCUCAACAAUCCAUAUAUAUUUCUGACCAUUUUAUAAUUUUGUUAAUAUAAGUUAUGAAUUGAUCUUAGAAGUCAAAUGUGUUACUUAAUUAAAUACAUUUAUAAAUAUAAAGAAAUAAUCUUUAGAUUAUCAUAAUAUUCUCAGGCCUGUUGGUCUUAGGGAUGUGUGGGUUGAUGAGCAAUUUCUCCUUUUAUCACAAUUAUUUCUACCCUACCUGAUCAUUUCCUUCAUAUUCCAUUUUAAUUCAAUUGACGUCUGCAACCUCUUUCAAAUUGGGAAAGUCCAAAAUGUGUUGUUUGGUAAAGGGUUAAAGCAUUUUGAUUCCUAUGGGUCUUGUGAAUCUGUUUCAAAUCAAAUGCGUAGAUUUGAUCUUCAGCAUCUAAAAAUAUGUGAAAUAGUAAGAACGACAAUAUCUUUUGGAGAGAUAAAUGUACCUACGUUAUAAGCAAAGGACCUGUGCAACAAUUCCCAGGCUUUUUUGUCUGUUUAGUUAACACGGUAGUAACUUUUUCCAUAUAUAAAAAUGCUCACCCUUCCAACUUUAAGCGCCCAGUGGGACGAGGGAUAGAAAGAGAAAGUCACAUGCUUGAGUACAUUUCAUUCCAUGCGCAUUACACGUUUUUUUCGCGAAGAAAAAACAGUGGAGCGAUACAGGGCCAUCAUGGCCCUCUUGUUAAAAUAAUACUUGGUCUCGGAAAUAAGUGACAUAUUCAGUUUAAGAAAUGUGCUUUGGUGUAGACUAAGGGAUAUUGUUUAAGGUUGGCCCAGUUUGUGGCAAAAAAGGAUUUUUUCUGUUAUGUAAACACACACUGUACCGGUUUUGUAAAAACCAUAAAACUAAUUCUAAAUACAAAGUGUGUUAAUCGAGAUUAUUCACUUGUCAUCCAUUUUAGCAACAAUUUGGAAUUCUCGUGUAUUAAGAUUACUUAACAAUUGGGAUAAAGAAUAAAAUUUAAAUACAGAAUAAUCUGAAUGUAUUAGCACAAGGUUUUACAUUUUUUAGUGUUCCCAUGCAUUCGUAUAUUUGCCUUUGCAUUAAUGGUUAUGUUUUUUUUCUUGCUGCUUAUUGUAAAUCAUGUGCACCUAAGUGAUGUGUUGUUGCAAGCUAUACAUAAAACAGAAUGUUACUUGUUUUAUUUAUGCAGAAUAAACCCAACUCUUAUUUACAAUCUGUGUGUAUUCAAAUAUUUCUAGUUGAUCAUGGUACACAAUUUAAAGUAAACAGUAUCAAUGUACCACAAUUGGUAUUCUGUUCAGCAUUUCCAUACUUUUGUUGCUGUGCUUAUUGUUAGCUCACCUGAGCACAAUGUGGGGUGGAGUAUUUUUCCUUAUGUGUAAAUAGUAAAACCUGGUUAACACUCUUAAGUCACAUUUAUAGUCCAAUCUUUAUGGAACUUGGUCAGAACAUUUGUUCUAAUGAUAUCUGGGCUGAGGUCUAAAAGAGUUCCUGUCUGUUGAAAGUAUGGCUGCCAGUGUCUGAGCAUUGUUUUACUCUCUGGUUUAUAUAUUGGCCAAGUUUGAAAAUGGUUUCAGAAACAUCUAAAAAAGUUGCUUAGAGCAGUUCAGUUCCAUGAAGUCUCAGGUGAGUGACCAUGGGCCUCUGGCCCUCUUGUUCUCAAUAUAUUGGUUGAUAUCAAAUUGGCAUUCACUUUGCAUUCACAAUUGCACCUGACAAGUUUUAACAAAAGGAUAAUUAAGUCUCUGACCUGUAAUUUGCAACAGUUUAUCUUAUUCCCUGAUAUUGUUUACAGAUCUACAUCAUAUGAAAAUAGUCUAAAUCAGGUGGAAAACUGAGUCAAAAUGUCCAGCAUACCAGUGAAGUUAUACAUUUUACACAUGCAGACAUGAUAAUUUUGUGAUUAAAGGCUUAAUCACUUGUAAAUGUUGUAAAGCUAUGUUUUUGUUUAUCUGUUCCUAUGUUUAUAUGUUUAUAACUUUGAUUACUUUAUGCUUGUUUAUUGCUGUAAAAAAUCACAGUGUUUUUUUUCAGUUAAGAUUUAAGACCUAGUUUGAAAUCAUAACAGUGCUGCGUUAUCACAUAUUUCAGCCACAUCAUGCAAAAAUUGGUUUUAUGCCAUAUGUGGUAAUUAUUGCUUUGUUGUUAAAUCAAGAAUUGCUUGUCAAAAAAUAAGAUUAAUCGUCAAAUUGUUACAUUCUGCUUUAUUUAAAGUAACAAAUUUAUCAAAUUUAUCCGUUUAAAUCUAUUUACCUGUAACUUUUAUAGAGAAAAUCUACUAUAAAUCAUAAUCCUGUUAUAUUGUUCACAUCUGUUCUGUAUGUUGCUUUGAAUAAAUGGUUGGAUAACCAUCAAACAUUG